This is a messenger RNA of Triplophysa dalaica, 3326 nucleotides long. RefSeq names its product acid-sensing (proton-gated) ion channel 1a (gene asic1a). The transcript is spliced from 11 exons. Gene Ontology annotation, biological process: sodium ion transmembrane transport. Gene Ontology annotation, cellular component: membrane. NCBI's taxonomy places the organism in Eukaryota, Metazoa, Chordata, Actinopteri, Cypriniformes, Nemacheilidae. Bases 238 to 1740 code for a protein of 500 amino acids. The record is from RefSeq and is a predicted model, not a curated record.
UGUCAGGAUUCAGAGAACAGACGCAUGCUGGCGCUUCACAGUCGCACUCUUCGUGAAUCAUUUCAAGACAUGUGUUUCCAGCAGUCCGUCGGAUGGAUGACAGGCAAUGUUGAUUUUGGAGAAAUGUACAGCGUGAAUAACUGGGUCGUGUUGUCAUGCACAGCGUCUUUCUAAAGCGCUUCAGGGAGCGUGUCAUAGCCACCUGAUCCACAAGACCUAAAAAGGAAGAACUUUCCCAUGAAGACAUCAGUAAUGGAUCUUAAAAUGGAACAUAUGGACAUUGACUACGAGCAUCCUCCACCUCUCCAGGUGUUCGCUCACACCUCGACUCUACACGGCAUCUCUCACAUUUUCUCCUAUGAGAAGAUAACGGCCAAAUGCUGCCUGUGGGUAGUUUUCUUCCUCAGCUCUUUGACUUUCCUGAUGUACGUCUGCAUUGAUCGGAUACAGUUUUACCUGGAAUACCCUCACGUCACCAAGAUGGACGAGAUCACGACUCCCGUGAUGGUGUUCCCCGCUGUGACGUUUUGCAAUCUCAACUCCAUCCGCUUCAGCAAAAUCUCACGCAACGACCUGUACCACGCAGGGGAGCUGCUGACGCUGCUGAACUCGAGUCAUGAAAUUCGGGACGCUCACCUUGUUGAAGAAAGUGUGUUGGAGGUCCUUAAGAGCAAAGCAGACUUCCGCCAGUUCAAGGCACGACCCUUCAACAUGCUGGAAUUCUACAACAGAACAGGACAUGACAUCAGAGAGAUGCUGAUGUCCUGCCAGUACAGAGGCUCUCCAUGCAGUCCUGAAGACUUCACUGUGGUUUUCACGCGUUACGGAAAGUGUUACACGUUUAACUCUGGUGAAAGCGAUUCGCCAAAGAUCAGUGUUAAAGGAGGGAUGGGGAACGGACUGGAGAUCAUGCUGGACAUUCAACAGGACGAAUAUUUACCCGUGUGGGGAGAAACAAAUGACUCGUCGUUCGAGGCGGGAAUCAAAGUUCAGAUCCACAGUCAAGAUGAGCCCCCGUUUAUCGAUCAGCUGGGCUUCGGAGUGGCACCUGGAUUCCAGACGUUCGUAUCGUGUCAGGAGCAGCGUCUGAUGUAUCUCCCUGCUCCGUGGGGGAGCUGUAAGUCCACCCCGUCGAGCUCGGAUUACUUCAAAGCGUACAGCAUCAGCGCCUGCCGCACGGACUGCGAGACGCGCUACCUGGUGGAAAACUGCAACUGUCGCAUGGUGCACAUGCCCGGUGAUGCUCAGUACUGCACUCCUGUACGUUAUAAGGAAUGUGCACAUCCUGCACUUGAUUUUCUGGUUGAAGGAGACAGCGAUUACUGCACCUGUGAGACUCCGUGUAACAUCACCCGCUACAAUAAAGAGCUGUCCUUCGUCAAGAUCCCCAGCAAAGCAUCAGUCAAAUACCUCGCCAAGAAAUACAGCAAAUCUGAGAAAUACAUAGCUGACAAUGUUCUGGUGCUGGAUGUGUUCUUUGAGGCUCUGAAUUAUGAAACCAUUGAACAGAGGAAAGCUUAUGAGGUGGCCGGUCUGUUGGGUGAUAUUGGAGGGCAGAUGGGUCUUUUCAUUGGAGCGAGUGUUCUGACCAUUUUGGAGCUUUUUGACUACCUUUAUGAGGUCAUGAAAUACAGGUUAUGUCGCUGUUCGGACAAGAAGCACCAAAACAACAGCAACACCGAUCACGGGAAUGUUCUCGGUUUGGAUGACGUCAAAUGCCACGUGGCAAAAUUUCAUUAGCAUUCCCUGCAGUUCUCCAGCUGUUUGCCUGCCACACACACACAGAUUAUGUUCUACAGAUGAUCUACAUUAUCUUCAACGUUCUAGCAGAUCAGAACUGCAGCGUCGUGGUCUAUUCUGUUACUCUGAAUGAAAACAAGAACUUUCUAGGAGUUUUUAAAAUGUUUUGUGUUUUUUCAAACAAGCAGUUUAUGAUGUUGUCGCGUUAAAGCAAGAAUGUCAACAACAUUAAAUAGGAAUUGAAUCGAUCUUUUGUGUGCCUGGACGUUUUGAUGGAAACGCAUCUGCAAGCUUGAGGACUUAUUUCAUGUCUUAUGUUACAGUAUAUAUGAGCUGCGUGCAUUGUCAUGGCAAUGACAUGACUGUGACAGACACAUCAUAUCACCAGGUGUUGUUUGAAGCCCAUCCAGCGUGAGAUACAAUACAAAGACCUGAAAUGAGCAUGAUAUCAGAAUGACCCAUAGAUUCCCAAUGUGAUGCAUGUGAGGUCUCUAAGGCUUUGGUGCGCUGGAGCAGGUGUGUGCGUGUGUUUGUGUGUGCAUGCAUGCAUGUGCGUAUGUGUGUCGUUUGCACGUUUGGGUCUUUUAUUGUUGUCUUUCGUGUCUUGUGAGGGAGAAAGUUUGUUUGCACAUGCAUGUGUUUGUUUGUAUGUGUGUUUUUGUGCAUGUAUAUUACAUGUGAUAAAUACUGGAAUGGCUGGGUGGAUGUUAAGCAUUUUGUUUAAGAAUGUUUUUAACCGGAUUGAGGCAUUUCCCUUCAAAUUAACCAUGGUUUUACUCAUCAAAAACAAAACAAUGGUUACCACAAACCAUAGUAACCACCACAAUGUAGCCAUGGUUUUACCAUAGUUUAACCAUGGUAUUUGUUAUUAAACAUGGUUUUACAAAAUGGUAACCAAUUUGCCUUAAAUCCACGGUUGCUACACUUUUACAACAAUAAAACUAUGGUUAAUUUUCAUCAGGGUUUUUAAAGUCUGUGUUGAUAUAUUGAUAUGAGUCAAGCUUUGUUAGAAUGUGUUUUCUGCAUUUUGUCAUGGUGCUUUAGCCUAUUUUGUAUCAUUUUCUUAUCUUUCAAAUUUAGUUUGGUUUACUAGUGUACUUGCUCUGUUAGUUGUCAACCAAUGUUUAGUUUAUUUUAAAAGAGACUGAAAGAAUGGGUAACGCUUUACUUCGAGCCUUCAUGUAUAAUGCAUUAUAAAUAGUUAUUUAAGGGUGUGAUGCAUUAUAAUUGUUCAUGAUGUGUUGGAGAAUAAAUCGUUUUGCAAAGAAUUGGAACCAAAUGACAAAUGCAAAGUGUAACAAAGAAUCGAUAAGUGUUAUAGUUACAAUUAUUUAUAAGAAAUCACAAUGCAUUAUAGGGUGCAUUACGAGGCAUAAUUAAUACAUUAAAACUAUACUUUAAUAAAGAAUUAUACAUAGAUGCGUUAAGUAAAGUGUUACCGAAGAGGGAUUUUCAACAAGGGGUAGCAGACGUUAAAAUGUGUAAAUUAAACAUCUUGAGACAUUUCUGUAUUAUUUUGAUGUUUACCAUGUGGCUGUACUAAACAUGUUUUUACAUAAAUAAAAUCCACAAAAGUAUGCCUUAGA